AUGCUACAUAGAGAGCCAAAGCUGCCGGUUAGGCAGCUUCUAAUAUUAUCAAUAUGUCGGUUCGCAGAACCUGUGGUCUUCACAUCGGUGCUCCCAUAUCUCCCCGAGAUGAUGGAAAGCGUCGGCGUGCGCAAAAAUGAAAUCGCAAAAUGGGUCGGCAUCUCGUCCGCGGUGGCCGCCAUCAGCCAGUGCGUGAUGGCCGUUCCCUGGGGCGCAUUUUCAGACCGAGUCGGACGCAAAUACACAAUCCUGCUGGGUCUCACAUCAACGAUGUUUUUUUCGCUGAUGUUCGGCUUCUCGAAAUCCCUCGUUUCGCUCCUUAUUGCCCGAGCGUUUUUGGGGCUGAUGAAUGGGAAUGUUGGCAUUAUUCGUACCAUGGUAGCGGAACUGGUUCCGGAAAGGGAACUGCAGCCGCGAGCAUUUAGUAUUAUGCCGUUGGUGUGGACGAUAGGUAGUAUUUUUGGUCCGGCAUUUGGUGGAGCUCUGGCGAAUCCGGCGGUUAAGCAUCCCGGGAUUUUUGGGGAUUGGGAGAUUUUCAAGAAAUAUCCAUUUGCACUGCCGAAUAUUUUGUCUGCAUUGCUCUUUGUUGUUGGGAUUACUACUGGGUUUCUGUUUCUCGAGGAAACCCUGGUAACUCGCAAACAUAAACGCGACUAUGGCUUAGUCCUCGGUCAGCUAUUAACCAACUCCUGCGCUGGCAAAAGAAAACCCAAGCACUAUGCCAAGCAUGAUAUCGUCGACGAGAGAACCAGACUCCUCCAAGAUACCGACGAUGAUUUCAACAACAUAUCCAAACACACCAUAAAACCCAAACAAAAACCCGCAAGUUUCAGAGAGGUCUUCACGCCCCAGUCAAUUCUCGUCCUGAUUGCAUACACCAUGAUGGCGUUACAUAGCAUGGCAUUCGAUUCCCUCUUCCCCGUCUUCCUCCACCACCCCCAACAAGACAUGCACGACAACCCGGAUGUCAAACUCCCCUUCAAAUUCGCUGGCGGAUUCGGCGUCGACUCCCAAACAAUCGGCAUCCUGUACACCCUCAUCGGCAUAAUCGGCAUGUUCGUGCAAUUCCUCAUCUUCCCCGUCGCCGCACGACGCUACGGGGUAUUAAACUGCUUCAAAGUCGUCGCCAUCCUCUUCCCAUUCCUCUACGCCGUCACGCCCUUCACCGUCCUCGUACCGGCGCGCAUCCGCCUAGGGACGGUAUUCUUGUUAAUGAUGUGGAAACUAAUGCUCGUAAUAUUCUGUUUCCCAUGUUGCACGAUCCUGCUCACGAAUACGGCGUCGAGCCUGAAGAUCCUGGGCACGUUGAACGGCGUUGGUGUGAGUGUGAGUGCGAUUGGGAGGGCGAGUGGGCCGGCGAUUGUCGGGUGGGCUUUUACGGUUGGAAUUAGGCAAGGAUAUGGGGUUGUGCCGUGGUGGAUUUUGACUGUUUUGACAGCGCUCGGUGCAGUGCCGGUUUUUUAUAUUGUCGAGACGGAUGGGUUUCAUGACGCUGAUGGUGAUGGUGAUGAUGAUGAUGAUGAUGAUGAUGAUGAUGAUGAUGAUGAUGAUGAUGAUGAUGAUGAUGAUGAUGAUGAUGAUGAUGAUGAUGAUGAGGUCGAUGAGGGACGGGUUCUGCAUGAAGAAGAUUGA
Talaromyces proteolyticus is the source of this 1632-nucleotide messenger RNA. RefSeq names its product putative MFS transporter. Gene Ontology annotation, molecular function: transmembrane transporter activity. The record is from RefSeq and is a predicted model, not a curated record. Gene Ontology annotation, biological process: transmembrane transport. The transcript is spliced from 6 exons. The coding region runs from base 1 to 1632 and encodes 543 amino acids. NCBI's taxonomy places the organism in Eukaryota, Fungi, Ascomycota, Eurotiomycetes, Eurotiales, Trichocomaceae.